AUGCCUCGAAUGUCUGGAGUCUUGAUUACAUCUCGUUUCUUUGCGGGCUUUGGUGCCAGUGUGGUUAAUGCGCUUGCUAAAGGCGUUUUGGCCGACGUGUGGCGACCGAAGCAGCGAGGUUGCUCCCUUGGUGUUUAUUUGUUGAUUCCAUUGCUGGGCGCAGCUGUAGGUCCUAUCAUUGGUAGGUUCAUGGCAGAGCGAACGACUUGGCGGUGGAUGUUUUGGUCGACUUCAAUUUUCCAAGCAGUUAUGGUCGUGGUCUCAUUUUUUUCCUUCUGGGAAACACAUGAGCCACUGAUUCUUCGAGGACGAGCAGAGAGGAUCGAAAAGACACGGGAAAUUCGCGAGACUAUCCCGCAGAUGAGCUUAGCGAUCCGAAUCCAGGGAAGAGCUCUGAUCCGACCAGUCCGUCUGCUCACCUUCCACCAAAUCAUCCAAAUUGCGUCGGUGAUCUCUGUAUUCUCUUAUAGUAUUCUGUACAUCGUUCUGUCUACUCUCUCUGACCUAUGGACCCAGCAUUACCAGGAGUCUAUCGAGAUCAGUGGCCUUCACUACAUUGCCGCUGCUCUGGGCGACAUAGCCAGCAGCCAGAUCUGCGCCAAGUUGAUGGACAGUCUUUUCCACCGUCUCAAAGCACGUGCCAAUGGAGAACACAGUCCUGAGCUGCGCACACCGGCCAUCUUCCCCGAUGCUCUCCUCGUGCCUCUCGGUUUAUUCUUUUAUGGCUGGGCUGCGACUUAUCGCUUGCAUUGA
Molecule: messenger RNA, 753 nt
Organism: Penicillium maclennaniae
Lineage: Eukaryota; Fungi; Ascomycota; Eurotiomycetes; Eurotiales; Aspergillaceae
Product: efflux pump antibiotic resistance protein
Exons: 4
Coding region: 1-753 (250 amino acids)
Biological process (GO): transmembrane transport
Molecular function (GO): transmembrane transporter activity
Source: RefSeq, a predicted model, not a curated record